AUUUACCUAAAUAACCGUUCUUUCCAUCCAGAUCCAGUACACAGUUCUCACUAAUUUAAUGAGAUAGUACAGUCUUGCACUCGCUUCUUCACUUAUAAAAACAUAGCUUGGUCUAGAAAUCUGAAGCUAGGAAAUUGAGAGAUCUAAGAGUGAGAAUUGAUAAUCAUUCUAGAUAGAAAGAGAUGAGUGAUCUUAAGCCUCAUGUUGUUUGCAUACCAUACCCAGCACAAGGUCAUGUAAAUCCUAUGCUAAAACUAGCAAAACUUCUUCAUCACAAAGGUUUUUACAUAACUUUUGUCAACACAGAAUACAAUCAUCAACGUUUGCUUAAUUCACAAGAUCCCGAUGCACUUAACGGUUUAUCGGAUUUCAAGUUCGAAACCAUUCCAGAUGGUCUUCCAGCAACUGAUAAUAUCAACGCUACUCAAGAUAUCACUGCCUUGUGCGACUCCACUAGCAAAACUUGCUUAGUCCCGUUCCGCAACCUCCUCGAAAAACUCAAUGGUUCGUCCUCGUCUCAGGUUAAGUGUAUUAUUGCUGAUGGUUGUAUGGGUUUCACUCUUGAUGCUGCUGAACAACUCAACAUCCCGGAAAUAUUGCUCUGGACACCUAGUAGUUGUGGUUUCAUGGCUUAUUUUCAUUACAAAGAUCUCAUUGAAAGAGGCGUUACUCCCUUAAAAGAGGAAAGUCAACUUACAAAUGGUUAUCUUGACGAGACGAAGAUCGACUGGAUCCCAGGAAUGAAAGAACUGCGACUUACAGAUUUGCCAAGUUUUGUUCGAACAACAGACCCGGACGACAUCAUGCUUAACUUCUUAACAAGCGAAGCACAAAGAUCUAAAAGAGCAUCCGCGAUUGUUCUUAACACAUUUGAUGCGUUCGAAUGCGACGUUUUAGAUGGAAUGAAAUCUAUUUUACCACCAGUUUAUAGUAUCGGUCCUCUAUCAUCACUUCUCCUCAAUCUAGUACCUCAAGAAAGUGAAGUUCAAUCUCUUGGAUCAAAUUUGUGGGCAGAGGAGACUGAAUGCAUAAAAUGGCUUGACACUAAAGAACCCAAUUCGGUUGUUUACGUUAACUUUGGAAGCAUCACUGUCAUGACUGCUCAGCAAAUGAUUGAAUUCGCUUUCGGGUUAGCUAACAGCAAGCAUACGUUCUUGUGGAUAAUUCGACCGGAUUUAGUCCGAGGAGAUUCGGCCAUAUUACCACCGGAGUUUACAACUGAGACCAAAGAUAGAAGUAUGAUAGCAAGUUGGUGUCCACAAGAACAUGUGCUAAAACAUCCAUCAAUUGGUGGCUUCUUAACUCACAGUGGUUGGAAUUCAAUUCUAGAUACUGUGAUUGGUGGUGUUCCUAUAAUCUGUUGGCCAUUUUUUGCCGAACAACAGACGAACUGCAAGUACUCCUGUGUUGAUUGGGGUAUCGGAAUGGAGAUUGAUAACAACGUGAAAAGAAAUGAAGUUGAGAAGCUAGUUAGAGAAUUGAUGGACGGUGAAAAGGGUAAGGAGUUGAAAAAGAGAGUAAUGGAAUGGAAAUCCAGUGCUGAAGAUGCAAUUAGUUCACUAAAUGGGUCUUCUUUUGUCAAUUUAGACAAACUGGUUAGUCAGAUUCUUAAUUUUUAGGAGUCUGGAUGUGCUAAUUCAUUUUAGCAUUGUUAUUGAUUGAAAUAAUUAAAUUUGUACUCCUUUUUCUUUGUUAUUCUAAUGUAAUAAUCAUCUCUAUUAAUGUGAAAUAAAACUAUCUUGCUUCCUGUAAU
Molecule: messenger RNA, 1753 nt
Organism: Papaver somniferum (opium poppy)
Lineage: Eukaryota; Viridiplantae; Streptophyta; Magnoliopsida; Ranunculales; Papaveraceae
Product: 7-deoxyloganetin glucosyltransferase-like
Exons: 2
Coding region: 183-1619 (478 amino acids)
Molecular function (GO): UDP-glycosyltransferase activity
Source: RefSeq, a predicted model, not a curated record